AUGUUUCCAAGAACAAAGAUACCUUUAAAGGGUGUUCGUUUGACACUUAAACAGGCGUCUAGUAAAGGGAGGACUUUUUCUUCGAAGCCGCCGAAGACAGAGGAUGGUGUAUAUUCAUAUUCGGGGUCACAUAUAAGUUCCCAUUCACACUCGCCACCUCCGCCAACUAUAAACAAACACAAGAAUAAAUACAUACCGUUUAAAGAUUUCCCCAAGGCACCUGAAAGCAUAUUAAAACAAUCGGCGGAAGAGCUAUUUUCAAAUAUCAAUAUGAAACCAACAGUACAGAGCACCGGAAAUAAGGGUAAUUUUGUAGAUUUCUCGAUACCAGACAAAUAUCUUAAGAGUCAGAUGAAGGAUGAAGUGACAGAAAAGGACAAGGCAUUAGUAGAGGAGCUCGAUAACUUUUUGAAGUCCAACGAUCAACUUGAGCAAGCACAAUCACAGUUAAAUUUUAUCAAAUUAUAUUACGACCAGGAUACCAAUCUGUACCAGCCAUUACCAGAACAUACGUUAAAAAAGUCCUUAUCGGGGAUGAUUAAUUUAAAUCCAUCUUUGAACGAUAUUGACGAUGAAUAUUUAUGGAAAUUAAUUCCCAAGGACAAGACUUUUGGUAGUCCUCCUUUUGAGCAGUCCUUAACUAAGGAUGGGUUCAAACAAUGGGAAAAAGAACAGAUACAGAAGCAUAAAGCAGAAAUAAAGGAAGAAGAAAGCAACAAUAAGGAAUUUGAAGAUUUUAAACAAUUAUUGCAUAACUCGAAGACGUUUUUUAAAGUAAAUUCUAAUGGUCGCAGAAAGUUGGAUAGAAAAUUAUUGAAAAAGUACAAGCAGUUAAAGCAACAAGGUAAAAUUCCUAAAGAUUUCAACUUGAUCAAGUUUAAUGAUGAUAAUGAUUUAUAA
Molecule: messenger RNA, 900 nt
Organism: Debaryomyces fabryi
Lineage: Eukaryota; Fungi; Ascomycota; Pichiomycetes; Serinales; Debaryomycetaceae
Exons: 1
Coding region: 1-900 (299 amino acids)
Source: RefSeq, a predicted model, not a curated record